AUGGAUCGAUUUGAGUCGCUAAUCAAUCUUUUUGAUUAUUUUCAUUAUCCUACACAGAAAUCAAAGGAGUAUAGUAAAUACCGACAAGAAUUAACUAAUAAGUAUGGGAAUAUAACAACAGUGAUUCUUGUGGUCUUCUUGAUUGCAAUUCCGAUCCUGAAGCUUUUGACUGUUAAAGGAUAUACUUUUUCGAAGAUCAAAGUCUUCAAGAAGACUAAUCUGGGGUUAAACAAGUGGAUUGAACGAGAUGAAGAUGAAAGCUACAGAUUGAAUAAAUUAAAGAGAUUUAUAGCCCGUAAGUUGAAGGGAUUGAUAUAUAAAAUAUACUACCACGCUACAGCUAUUUUAUUAAUUGUGUUCUGGGGAUCAUUAUUAGCACUUCUUUCGUUAAACGAAUCCAAUAAAGGUGAUUUGAUUGUUCUUGCUAAAAGAUUGGGAAAGAUCAUUACUGUUACGUUGCCGACUAUAUUCUUUUUAACGCUUCGCCCUUCUCCAUUACCGAAUACCUUGUAUUUGGCGUUAUUGCCAAUUCACAAGUGGUUAUCCAGAUUAAUCAUUGUACAAGGAGUUUUGCAUACGGUAAUUUAUUGUGGAUACUUUCAAGUUAAAAACUCAUGGAAAAAGGCCCUUAAGUAUGAGAAUUUGUAUGGAUGGGGUGCCCUCUGUGGAUUUUUAAUUAUUAUGGUGACAUCGUUUCUGAAAUUUAGGACCAAAUAUUAUCGGUUCUUUUUCUUCCAGCAUUAUGUCUGGUCAUGGAUCAUAGUGAUAUGUAUACAGUAUCACGCAAGGCCUGUCAAGGCCACUCCUUAUACUGUUGCUAACAUUUGUAUAUUGGUAGGCCAAAUCAUCUAUAGAUUAAUGCUUACAGAUGUGACUAUAAAUGAUACCGACAUGAAGGUAACCAAUAUGUCUUCAAACUUGGCGUUAGUUGAAUUUCCUAACCAUUUGAUCAAGUGUAAAUCGAUAAGUCCAGGUGCACAUAUUAGAUUGGCUGAACAUGGAUCUUCCUGGAUUGUGAGAGCCUAUAGACAAAUUAUUCCAAACUAUCAUCCAUACACAUUAGUAUCAUUACCUCUGGAUAAUUACCAAAAGUUGAUAGUGCGUAGGGGUAACUUCAAAAUCCAAAACAGACACAAAUACUUGAUUUGUGGUUCCUAUGAUCCUAAUUUGUUGUUUUUAAGUUCAAAAAAUACAGCUAAAGGUAGUUUCAGUAUAUCUAAAUUGAGAGUUAGUGCUAAGAGAAUAUUGAUUAUAGUAGGAGGCUCAGCUAUAUCGUUUGCAUUACCCAUUUUGAGAGUUAUGAAUUAUCAUGGUGUGCCAAUUAAGAUUGUAUGGGUCAUCAAAGAUUUUAGAGAUAUCACUAUUUUAAAGCAUUUUGAUGGGUUCAUUCACGAAGAUGAUUUUGAAAUCUUUGUCACAGGGAGCUCGGAUAUAGGUGAAGACUCAAUCAUGAAGAGAUAUGAUUCUAUAAAUGAUAUGUCAAGUUAUGGAACUUCGAAUACGAGUCAUUUGUAUGAUCUUGAAAGUGAGAAUCUGCCAUUACUAGGAGAGGAAAGCAAACAUGAUGGCUUUACGGGAGGCGAAAACGAAGAUGUUGAAAUCUCCAUUGAUAAUGAAGAAGACGAAGACGACGAUGAAUGUGCCGUAGAUCUUACAAUGAGAGAACAUUUCCUAGAUACCAUUCCUAAUGGUGAUAACGAUAGCAAUAACGAAGAAAUAGAAUAUUUUAUGGACGGAGAAUACGAAAGCCAAGAUCAAAGUCUCCUCUUACCUUCUAGUGGAAGCAAACCAAACGUCACCAGAAAGAAUAGCAUACAGCGCUCACGCAAGCCAAGUAUCUCCCUCUCGAGAAAGACAAGUGUAUCCACAACGAAUGAAAUAUUUUUCCCUUCGUUAAACUCAAAUGCAACAGAAGCUGCAAAAAAUUAUUUACAACAAUUCAAAGAUACGGUGAAGAGGUUGAAAAUUGAGCAUAGAAUAUAUAAGGGCAGACCUCGGAUUAACUACAAAUAUUACAAUUGGUGCAUAAAUGAAGGAUUCACACAAUGCUCGGGCCCUGUAGAUGAUGGAUCACACAACUUCGUAUGUUGUCGUGAUUUGAUCAAGGACAAAGGCAACAAGGUUGAUUCGAAUAAAGUUUGGGUCAUUACGGCAGGACCUGCGGGUUUGGUUAAAAACGUUAAGUUAUGGGCUAAUGAAAAUGGAUUGAAUUUCCACGAAGAAUCGUUUUAUGUUUAG
Molecule: messenger RNA, 2238 nt
Organism: Debaryomyces tyrocola
Lineage: Eukaryota; Fungi; Ascomycota; Pichiomycetes; Serinales; Debaryomycetaceae
Source: the annotation of a GenBank genome assembly